Messenger RNA from Caenorhabditis elegans, 2212 nucleotides. It is a transcript of the gene mam-4, whose product is annotated as MAM domain-containing protein. The record is from RefSeq and is marked reviewed. NCBI's taxonomy places the organism in Eukaryota, Metazoa, Nematoda, Chromadorea, Rhabditida, Rhabditidae. The transcript has 7 exons. The coding region runs from base 248 to 2014 and encodes 588 amino acids.
AUACUUUCGAUCAACGGGAUGUGCAACACUCGUUUUUUGAACAUUCCAAUACUUUAGUACAAUUGUUUCCGACCCAUUGAUGUAAUAUCCAAGACGAGAACUGUACUAUUCAUGCGUGUAAAUUCAAUGAACUUUUAAAUCCCGAACUAAUCUCUUUACAAGUUUUUUUCCUUUUCGAAGGCGUGUCAUUGAGAUAUCUCACUUAUUCUCUUUAUUCUUUUGUCUUUCAGAAUAUCCGGCGUCUAUCAUGAUCGGAUCUUUAUUAUUUCUAAUUUUUCUUUUACAACAACCAGGCCCAGGUGAAGCUUGUCAACCUCCUAUGCCAGCAUCUUCAUUUCAAAACAAUGGUGUCCCAAUGACUGUUCCAUCGUCUCCUCAGUAUAUUCCAGCAAAUGGUGCUCCCUUGGAUCAGUCAGGACCUAUUGCACCACCACCACCACCCUCUUCGGUUAACAAUUUGGGAACCGGUACUGAUCAAUUGGAAAUGAUUAAUUCUCCAGAAAAGAAGAAUAAUGAUAUCACUCCAUAUCCAGGAUACAUUGCUCCACCACCAGAACCCUCAUUCCCAACCUUAAUCGACAGCGUGGAUGUUCCACGUGUAAAUCAACAGUCUUCCAACACAUAUCGCUCAGAAACACCUCUUCAACUUUUAUCUCAAGACACUCGUAGAGAUCUUUCCUGUCCAUCUGAGCUCACUACAAUCACUGACUUUCUCACAUGCAUCCGUCGACUCUCUACAGUUACUUUGGAUGAACAUAAUAUGCUUUGCGACUUUGAGAAGGAUUCUGGGUGCAGGUUCAAGUCAAUUUCCAGUCCUCUUAGUGUAGGAAACUUCCCAAAUGCUGACCAUUAUCGAACGUUUGCCACGUUGGCAGGCCGCCCAGAAGAAGAAAGACCAUCGGGGAAUUUUGUGUUUUUCAUUGAACAUAGGGGAACAGAUGCGGAAGAUGAGUUCAUUAUGUCAACUCCAAUCACAUGUCAAAAAGGAAAUGGCGUUUUAAGAUUCAACUAUUGGAUUGUUGGUCAACAAGACAAAGUAAUGUUACGAGUAUGCACACAGAAUCACCUUUCAAGAUCAUGCACUCAAUCGAUUGCUUACACCCCAUCAACCUCAUCAAUUGCCAUUGAAGUUGUGCACCCGAAUUCCACAUUCUUCGAGCUCGAAAUAGUUGCAUCAAAUAUAGUCGAUCCGGCUGUAAUUGUGUAUGAUAAUAUUGAAUACAAAGCAGAUCUUUGCGAAUGGGACAACAAAAAAGAAGAUGCAACACAAACAGAAGAUAUUGUAGACGAAAAGCCCGUGGCUUCGGUUGAUUCCUUCUUUGAAGCUGAAGAGCGCCAAGAGGAAAAAGAUCCGUCAGAACAAGAAGAAAAUGGAGAGGAACUGGAUAAAGUAGAAGAGAACACAUUGACCAAGCCUAUUCCAUCCAGGCCAAUUCGAUUGUCACCUAGAAGAGCUGAAAUGGAGCAACUAAUAUCCGAGUUGACAGAUGAGCAUGGUGCCAAGGAAGUAGAAAAUGCUGAAGAUCGAGAUGAACCCCAAAGUGUUUGCAAGCUUCUAAAUUGUGAUUUUGACAGUGACAUGUGCAUGUACAACAAUUAUGUGAAUGAGAGCAUGAGUGUAUCUCCGUGGCAACUUGGCAGUAAUAGAAUAGGAAAUCCACACACUGGAGUCAGAGAAGGCAGUGGAUUUUUAUACGUUGGAACCGAUAGCCCUGCGGAUUCAAAAAUAGUAAACUAUAUUUUGGAAUCUCCGGAUCUUUCAGUCGAUGAAGACUUUCAUUUGACAAUGGAUAUUUACCGUCGUUCAAAUGAUAUCACUCUUCAAAUUUGUCUCGAUACUCCAUUUUAUUGUCCUUAUACAGUUACUCCAUUCGAAAAAGAAACAAAUUGGAUGGAAGGAGAAAUGUUUUUAAUUCCAAAAGGAACAUUGAAAGUAUAUAUUCGAGCUAUUCAAUGGAGAAGGUUCAAAUGGCUUGCAAUUGAUAAUUUGAAGGUUACUUCUACAAAAUGUUAAAGUUUUGAUUAAUUAAUUAAUAUUAAUAACUUAUUAAUUCACUAUUUCUCUAGAUGAUAAUGAUUUCUAGAAUUUCAUUUAAUCGUGCAAUUUAUCUUCAGAACAAUUCUGGUACCUCGUCCCAAUUCUCGUAUUGUGUCAAUAAUCUUUGAACAUUAUAAAUUUCUUUGAUAUAAUAAAACCGAAAAAAAUAUGAAA